Molecule: messenger RNA, 3054 nt
Organism: Setaria italica (foxtail millet)
Lineage: Eukaryota; Viridiplantae; Streptophyta; Magnoliopsida; Poales; Poaceae
Product: putative receptor protein kinase ZmPK1
Exons: 1
Coding region: 421-2874 (817 amino acids)
Biological process (GO): protein phosphorylation; recognition of pollen
Molecular function (GO): protein serine/threonine kinase activity; ATP binding
Source: RefSeq, a predicted model, not a curated record
GAAAUUUCUGAAAUUGUAGCGGGCCAAGACCAUUAUUCCAUCAAAAACACUUCGCAAAAGUUUGCAGGACUCAUGUAUUGUUUUGGCAGGAUUAGGUGUGCUAACCAUAACAUAUCAUACCACAACGAAUUCUAAAUGUUUUCUUUUCCAAAGCACCCAUGUGAGGGCCCUUGCCUGAUGGCCGCCCAUACCACUAUGUUCGGACCUGACCUCUCCCAUAAGUCAGUCUUCUUCAAAGAACAAAAUGACCUUCCUUCCUUAGGAGUCCAUGGCUAAGAGUGCAUUGCAAUUUGGAUGGUGUGUGUUUAACACCGCUGUUUCAAAGAUAACCGCAAUUCUGCAUCCGCUUCUCCUCGCGUCCAUUCAUCUGCUUCCGCACACUUGAUAGUGGCUGCAGCAUGUGUAUAUACCAAUAAUACCAUGGAUGCAUGCUCAGCCAGUAUUCUCCUCCUCACUUUGAUUCAUCUGCUUUCGAGCAUCUCAGCCCGUGAUUUCCUCUCGGCAGGCUCCUCCCUCUCAGUUGAGCAGAGCUCCGAUGUGCUCCACUCACGAGAUGGUACUUUCGCCUGCGGCUUCUACAACAUCUCUCCAAAUGCCUCCACCUUCUCCAUCUGGUUCUCCAGAUCAUCCGAAAGAACCAUCAUCUGGAGCGCAAAUCCUCUACACCCUGUGUACAGCUGGGGAUCCAAAGUCAAGUUAGAUGUCGAUGGGAGCAUGGUUCUGAAAGAUUACAAUGGCCAGAUUGUGUGGAGCAACAAUGUGAGCGCUUCGGAUGCUGGGCAUAUUCAAGCUCAGCUAUUGGGCAAUGGGAACCUCAUUGUGAAGGGCAAAGGUAGUGCCAUCCUGUGGCAAAGCUUUGAUUCUCCUACUGAUACCUUGCUACCCACUCAGAGCAUUAGUGCUCCUACAAAGCUGGUCUCUACUAACAGGUUACUUGUUCCUGGCCAUUACAGCUUCCAUUUUGACGAUCAGUACUUACUUUCUCUGUUUGAUGAUGAGAAGGACAUCUCCUUUAUCUAUUGGCCAAAUCCAAGUAGGAAUAUCUGGGAAAAGCUUAGAGUGCCAUUCAAUAGCACCACAUCUGGGGCUCUUGAUACCUGGGGACAUUUCCUUGGAAGUGACAACUCAACCUUCACAGCUGCUGAUUGGGGUCCUGGGAUCAUGAGGCGACUAACACUGGAUUAUGAUGGCAACCUCAGAUUAUACAGUCUCAAUAAGGCAGACGGAACAUGGUCCGUCACAUGGAUGGCAUUUCCUCAGCUCUGCAAAGUACGCGGUUUGUGCGGUGAAAAUGGAAUAUGCGUGUAUACGCCUGCACCUGCUUGUGUGUGUGCCCCUGGUUUUGUAGUCAUUGACCCAAGCGACCGGAGCAAAGGCUGCAGACCAAAGACCAACAUCAGUUGUGAUGCACAGAAGGUGAAAUUUGCUAAGCUACCCCACACUGAUUUCUUGGGGUAUGAUAUGACUACCCACCAUUUCGUUUCUCUUGACUUUUGCAUGAACAAAUGCUUGCAUGACUGCAAUUGUAAGGGUUUUGCCUACUGGGAAGGAACUGGAGAUUGCUAUCCAAAGUCUAUUAUGCUUGGUGGUGUAACCCUGCAUAACCUUGGUAGUACUGGUACCAUGUACAUCAAGAUUCCUAAGGGACUAGAAGUGUUGGAUGCCUCAAUUCCGCAGUCACAACCUUUUGCUCCUAAGUAUGGUCCUGACUGUAGCACACCAAAUAAAUACUUUGUAGCAGAUUUUCUGGGUAUGCUUAAGAGAGAUCAGAGUGAGUUGAAGUAUUUGUACUUCUAUGGAUUUUUAUCAGCAAUAUUUCUGGCAGAGCUUAUGUUUGUUGUAUUUGGAUGGUUUAUUCUGAGGAGGGAGCGCAGGGAACUGAGAGGAGUAUGGCCAGCUGAGGCUGGAUAUGAAAUGAUAACUAACCAUUUUCGCAGGUACACCUACAGAGAGUUGGUGUCAGCGACUAGAAAGUUCAAGGAUGAAAUUGGAAGGGGAUCAUCAGGCAUUGUAUACAAAGGAGUCCUGAAAGACAACAGGGCAGUAGCUGUGAAAAAGUUGGCAGAAAUAAACCAAGGUGAAGAAGAAUUCCAGCAUGAACUGAGUGUGAUUAGUAGGAUUUACCAUAUGAAUCUUGUGAGAGUUUGGGGUUUCUGUUCUGAUGGUCCACACAGGAUAUUGGUUACAGAAUAUUUUGAGAAUGGUUCAUUGGAUAAAGUCUUAUUUGGUACUGAGGGUUCAGAAAUUUUACUUGGAUGGAAGCAAAGAUUUAACAUUGCCCUAGGGGUGGCUAGAGGACUGGCAUAUCUUCACCACGAGUGUUCAGAGUGGGUCAUCCACUGUGAUGUGAAGCCCGAAAAUAUACUGCUGGAUGAGAACUUGGUGCCAAAGAUUGCUGACUUUGGCCUUGCAAAGCUCCAGAGCAGAGGUGGAUCCAACAUAAAUGUUUCAAAGAUCCAAGGAACUAGAGGUUAUUUAGCGCCUGAAUGGGUUUCUAGUCUCCCAAUUACAGCAAAGGUUGAUGUCUACAGCUUUGGAGUGGUGCUACUAGAACUACUCAAGGGAGUUCGUGCCUCUGACAUGGAAAAUAAUGAGGAUGAGGAAGUGGAGAUGGUCCUUGGAAGGAUAUCAAGGAUGGCCAAAGAAAAGCUGAAGUUGGAUGGCAGUGGCAGUGAACAAUCUUGGAUCGCCGACUUUAUUGACGCUAGACUAAAUGGUCAAUUCAACAAUAUCCAAGCAAGAACAAUGAUGAGACUGGCUGUUUCAUGCAUGGAGGAAGAUAGAGACAGAAGACCAACCAUGGAAAAUGUGGCCCAGAUGCUUGCUUUAGUAGAUGAUGUCAGUAGCACAAAUGUAAUGGCAGGACCUGCUUAAAGCCUGCAUAAAUAAGGUUGUUUGUACUAAGGGGAACAAAUAACAUAUAGAUGAGAGAAAAAAAAAUUAACUGUAACAUUUCUUCAAUAAUAUCCAUGCUAGAUUCUGUUGUAAUUUGUGCUCUAAAUCAGGAGAAAACGCCAUUGUUAUUGAUAUAUAAUGUUAUGAAGAUUUGUUCAA